CAGCGACUGGGGCGUCCCCGCCGCGCUCCCGCAGCACCGGCACCCCAGAAAAAACUGCUUAGACAAUCUAAUGGAUGAAGAUGAGAAAGACAGGGCAAAGAGGGCUUCACGUAACAAGUCUGAGAAGAAGAGGCGUGAUCAGUUCAAUGUUCUCAUCAAAGAGCUCAGCUCCAUGCUUCCAGGCAACACUCGCAAAAUGGACAAAACUACUGUGCUGGAAAAAGUCAUUGGCUUUCUGCAGAAACACAAUGAAGUCUCGGCACAGACGGAGAUUUCUGAAAUUCAGCAAGACUGGAAGCCUUCAUUUCUCAGCAACGAAGAAUUCACCCAGCUGAUGUUGGAGGCAUUAGACGGCUUCAUUAUAGCAGUAACCACAGGUGGAAGCAUCAUCUAUGUGUCUGACAGCAUCACACCUCUUCUAGGGCAUUUACCGUGUGAUGUCUUGGAUCAGAAUUUGUUAAAUUUCCUCCCAGAACAAGAACAUUCAGAAAUUUAUAAGAUGUUAUCUUCUUGUAUGCUUAUGACAGAUUCUGCCUCAUCGGAUUACCUAAAAACUGACAAUGAACUAGAGUUUUAUUGUCAUCUUCUGAGAGGAAGUUUGAACCCAAAGGAAUUUCCAACUUACGAAUACAUAAAAUUUGUAGGAAAUUUUCGGUCUUACAGCAAUGUGCCUAACUCCACUUGCAAUGGCUUUGAUGAGGCUAUCCCAAGGGCUUACAGAACGUCCCCGGGAAAGCAGGUCUGCUUCGUUGCGACUGUUCGUUUGGCAACGCCUCAGUUUUUAAAGGAGAUGUGCAUCGUGGAAGAACCUCUAGAGGAAUUCACAUCAAGACACAGUCUGGAAUGGAAAUUUUUAUUCCUCGAUCACAGAGCACCGCCGAUUAUAGGAUACUUGCCUUUUGAAGUGCUGGGUACUUCUGGCUAUGACUAUUACCAUAUAGAUGACCUAGAGCUGCUAGCAAGGUGCCAUGAACACUUGAUGCAGUUUGGCAAGGGGAAGUCGUGCUGCUAUCGGUUUCUGACCAAAGGACAGCAGUGGAUCUGGCUCCAGACCCAUUACUAUAUCACCUACCACCAGUGGAACUCCAAGCCAGAGUUCAUUGUGUGCACACACAUGGUGGUAAGUUAUGCAGAUGUUCGGGUGGAGAGGAGACAGGAGAUGGGCUUGGAAGAAGUGUCCUCAGAAGUUGUGUCUUCAGCACUGAAGGACAGUGGCACCAGCUUGGAUCCUGAACAGCACUUUAAUGCACUUGAUAUUGGUGCCUCAAUCCUCAGCGCUAGUCGGACACCAUCAGCAUCAUCCAGGAGCUCACCAAAAUCUUCCCACACACCCAAGUCGGACCCAGCAUCUACACCAACAAAGCUGAUUGCAGAGUCUAACACUCCCUUGCCAAGAACACCGAGUGCGCAGCAAGAUUUAUCUGUGCAUAGGCUCAGUCAACCUACUGCUCUUCAGGUUUCUUUGCCUUCUCAGCCUUCAUGUGAGCUUCUCCCACAGCAGUUGCUGCCUCAAGCAACUCUGCAAAAUCAGCCUGCAUCUCUGGCACAGUUCUCAGCCCAGUUCAGCAUGUUCCAGACCAUCAAGGACCAGCUAGAGCAGCGGACCCGGAUCCUGCAGGCCAACAUACGGUGGCAGCAGGAGGAGCUCCAGAAGAUACAGGAGCAGCUCUGCCUGGUCCAGGACUCCAGUGUACAGAUGUUCCUACAGCAGCCGACAGCAUCCCUGAGCUUUAGCAAUACUCAGCAGCCGGAGCCACAACAGCUACAGCAGAGAUCAGGGGCCAUUUCUCAGCAGCAGCUUGUCUCCAGUCCUCAACUUCAAGGGCAAAUUGCAUCUUCGCAAACAGCGAACCAGCAAGCACUGAGAGAAGCAAGCGUGGUAUCGAGCCAGGGCCCGAAGGCGGCGAGGAGCGCGGAGCCGGCGCCGGGCGGCGGACGGCCCCCCCGCGGCGCGCCCCCGCCGUUCGCCGCAGCCCCCGCCGGCGGCGGCACCGCGGCGCCCCCUGCUGCCCUGCCGCGGGGCGGCACCCCCGGCCCGCCCGCCCCCGGCUGCAGCCACGACCAGCAGCUCAGACUGCUGCUCAGCCAGCCUAUUCAGCCCAUGAUGCCUGGGUCCUGUAAUGCAAGACACCCUUCAGACCUCAGCAUGGCGGGAUCCCAGGCCAAGUAUUCUCAAACCCAACAAAUGUUUCAAAGUUUGGAAGUGCAGACUUCCAGCAGCGGCUCUCCAAUCGUACUGAUGGGACAAGCAGUGUUAAACCAAGGGUUCGCCACUACACCUCCUUCCCAGCCAUCCUCUCUGCCACCUAUGCAACUCCAGCACCAACAGCAUCAGCAACAACGCUACCUGCAGGUGCAAACACCAAGUUCUUUGCACAAUGAGCAACCCGAUUCUUUGCUCCUGCCAUCUUACUCGCCACAGCAAGGAAAUAUGGGGUAUCAUCAGACACAGCAGCAGCAGCAGCAGCAGCAGCAGCAACUAACAUCAAGAAGAAGCAAUAGCUUAUCAGAAUCAUCAAAUUUACCACAGCCACUGCGAUAAGAGUCCCACCAGCACAAUCAAUGCACGAUUAGCUUUAACCAAUGGGCACAUGGGGCAGAAGAGAAUGACUUUGUACUUGCUGUUUUGGCUUUUGCACAAGCAUUUCUUUCAAAGCUCUAUGACAGAAGUACGCCACAGAGUGCAGACUGCCACAGACAGUGCAUUUACGGCAUGCUGGAUUCAGUUUGCGCUGUCUCGUGAGCACAGUAUGUACUGACAGAGCAAAAUAGAAAGGAACACUAUCCUGUGCAGCCUCCAUCAUCAAUGGGUGCACAGGAGACGGCAUUCAAUCUUGGCCUGUCACUCUGAAAGCUAUCUGGCAAUUCCAAAAGACUGUUGACAGACUCAUGAGGUACUUGGCCUUCACUGUUUCAGUUCCUCUUUUGUGUAUGAAAAGCACUGCGUCAAAGGUCUAUUGAGGAGAGAACAAGAGAUUAUUUUUAUUAUGAUUAUUGUUAUUAUUUUGCACAACUGCACAGAGGACAAAACCUAGGCACUUUCUGUAAAGAGAAGUUUGUUUCCUUAUUCUUGUGGCCAAAUUAGCACAUCCAAUGGAGGAGAAACCCCAGUCAUUGGUGAAGAUGGUCUACAACUCAUAACCCUUGAUUUAGAAUCUGAAAAGUAUUAUGCAGCUUACCCUAACUGUUCUUCAUUACUAAAAAACAAAGAAAAAAACCCCACAACCCACACUGGACUGUUUUCUAUAUGAAUUGUGAUUGCAAAGGAGAACUCAAAUUCUAAGCACAAUCAUGCAACUCUCCAAUAGUACAACAUGGAUCCUUCUUCAACCUAAGUAACUCACCCACUGCAAGUCUCUCAGAAAUAUGCACUGUGUUUUGGCCCACUGACUCGGUAUGCUGCAGACUAUUACAUAUCUCUUUCAUUAUAACAUCUAGGAUUGAAUUUUCCUUUGGGGGGAAAAAAAAAGAAAUGCACUUUUCGCUUUUUUUUGUAUGUUUUCUGUUGAUAUGUUUCUAAGAAAGAGUUUAUGUAAUUAUUAAAUAAAAAGUAGUGUA
Molecule: messenger RNA, 3558 nt
Organism: Gavia stellata (red-throated loon)
Lineage: Eukaryota; Metazoa; Chordata; Aves; Gaviiformes; Gaviidae
Gene: NPAS2
Product: neuronal PAS domain protein 2
Exons: 21
Coding region: 71-2542 (823 amino acids)
Biological process (GO): regulation of transcription by RNA polymerase II; circadian regulation of gene expression
Cellular component (GO): nucleus; CLOCK-BMAL transcription complex; cytoplasm
Molecular function (GO): protein dimerization activity; RNA polymerase II cis-regulatory region sequence-specific DNA binding; DNA-binding transcription factor activity, RNA polymerase II-specific
Source: RefSeq, a predicted model, not a curated record